Molecule: messenger RNA, 947 nt
Organism: Poecilia latipinna (sailfin molly)
Lineage: Eukaryota; Metazoa; Chordata; Actinopteri; Cyprinodontiformes; Poeciliidae
Product: transcription factor BTF3-like
Exons: 6
Coding region: 16-600 (194 amino acids)
Source: RefSeq, a predicted model, not a curated record
ACUUAAUAUUUUUUCAUGUUCGUUUUACGCCUUAAUUUACGUCACUUCCUGGGCUCCCUCCUUUCUGCCUCCAUCGCUUAUUGCGUGAGCCGCGUGUUUACACACUUCCAGAUGAAGGAGUCGAUAAUGAACCAAGAGAAGCUUGCCAAACUGCAGGAGCAGGUCCGCAUAGGUGGCAAGGGGUCAGCCCGGAGAAAGAAGAAGGUGGUGCACAGGACGGCUACAGCAGACGAUAAGAAGCUGCAGUUUUCACUGAAGAAACUAGGAGUCAACAACAUCUCUGGUAUUGAAGAGGUGAAUAUGUUCACAAACCAGGGGACGGUGAUCCACUUCAAUAACCCAAAGGUUCAGGCCUCCUUGGCUGCCAACACGUUUACGAUCACAGGGCAUGCUGAAAAUAAACAGCUAACAGAGAUGCUUCCGGGAAUCCUCAACCAGAUGGGAGCUGAUAGUCUUACCAGCCUCAGGAGACUAGCAGAGACCCUGCCCAAAUCCGCUGGAGACAACAAAGCUCCCAUAGUUGCUGCCGAAGAGGAAGAUGACGAAGUUCCUGAUCUUGUGGAAAACUUUGAUGAAGCUUCAAAGAACGAAGCAAAUUAACCAACAUGACGACAUCUGAGUGUUUCUUGAGUCACCACAGUAUUUAAGUCAUGUAUUUGUGGCUACAAACAUAACCUGCCUUUAAAUUCAACAAUUGGGUUGGAACAAGAAAAUUGACUUUUUACAGAAAAUGUUAUUAUACAGUUAAAGCAAACAGAAUUUAUUAGAACCUGCACAAGCUUCUCUUUCUCAUGCUGCCUUCUUCACACUGCAGUACCCAUGCAUAAAAAAAUGUAUUGGUGGAAUUAAUUGUGUAAUAAAGAUAGCCUUUUAACUUCUUUUAUAUAUGCAGCAGAACAGUUUUGCUUUGUUUUGUUUUUUCACAAAUUAAAAUCAUUGCAACUGUU